GUUCGGAUGAAAAAUGACCGGCCCGGAACCAUGAUGUUGGAUCAUGGAGGCUCUUAUACACAUUGUCAUCAGGACUCACGCAUCACACGCCCACAUAGUCAGAAAGAUCAGAUAGAUACGAGAAGACGUCUCAAACGCUACAGUUGACGCAAUGAGCAGAAAUGUCGUAUUGAUCACUGGCGGAGGCGGUUGGCUGGGCAAUGUUCUCGCAGGACAGUUGUUAGACGACCCAGAGACUCCCAAUAUCCAUCUCAUCCUCGCGGAUAUCGUUGAGCCCAAACCUCCCAAAGAAGCCAAGAACUGCAUCUGCGUCAAGGCUGAUUUGACGGAUCCUAGCGAGAUGCAAAAGCUUCUGAGAACGGAGUAUGGGGUACCGGAUACGAUCUACUGUUUCCACGGGAUCAUGUCGAGAGGAUCAGAGGAUAAUUUUGACCUGGGUUUGAAAGUGAACAUCGAUUCCAUACGAUACCUCCUUGAUGCCUGUCGGAAUGUCACCACAUCAUCUGGUGAUCUCAUCAGGUUCAUCUUCACUUCUUCUCUCGCUGUCUACGGUGGUGACCUGCCCGAGAUCGUCACGCCAGAUACUAUCGCUACACCCGAAGGGGCCUACGGGACCGGAAAACUCGUCUCGGAACUUUUGGUCAACGAAUAUACCAGACGAGGUCUGAUCGACGGCCGUAUACUCCGCUUACCGACCGUCGUUGUUCGACCUGGUUCGCCUAGCGCGGCGACAUCAGCCUUCAUAAGUGGGAUCAUCCGCGAACCGUUACAUGGGCAAAGAGCCAUCUGUCCAGUCGGCACGGGCCCAGAGGACGACGCACUGAGCCUUGCAGCUUGGGUCGCUAGUCCAGAGACGACCGUUGAGAAUUUCGUGAUUGCGAAACAUAUUCCCGCCGAAAAGUUCAAAAGACACUCGAGAACAGUCUACCUGCCUGGUUUCACAACAACCGUGAAGGAGGAGCUGGACGCAUUGGUUGAAAUCGAGGGCGAAGAAGCGCUGAAGUUGCUGGAUUUCAAGGAUGAUCCGACCAAUCGCCGUAUCGUCAGCUCUUGGCCUGCAAAAUUCGACAACACCUAUCCGACCAGUCUGGGUUUUAUCGUCGACGAGGGAGGCAUGUUGCCGAUAGUCAAACGAUUCAAAGAGAUGGUCCAGUCGGGGCUGGUGUGAAGAGGAAGG
Molecule: messenger RNA, 1177 nt
Organism: Kockovaella imperatae
Lineage: Eukaryota; Fungi; Basidiomycota; Tremellomycetes; Tremellales; Cuniculitremaceae
Exons: 5
Coding region: 152-1168 (338 amino acids)
Source: RefSeq, a predicted model, not a curated record